AUGGAUCCAAGCCCUGUGCAGUACUCCAGUGUCAAGCACACCGUCAUCCACCCGAACUUCCUACACACCAAUUCCACGUCCCAUCGUUGGGCUUUCAGUGCCAUCGCAGAGCUCAUAGACAACGCCUCUGACGAUGCCCAGGCCACACAGUUCUGCAUUGACUUGCAGCAGUUUGAGGUGACAGGCGAGGAUGGCACCAGCAAAGAGGUGGACACACUGGUGUUCAUGGACAAUGGGACUGGGAUGAACCCUCUGCAGCUGCACAAGAUGCUGGGCUUUGGGCACAGUGACAAGUCAUCCAAUGCAAGGGCAAUUGGGCGCUUUGGCAAUGGGUUCAAAGCGGGGAGCAUGCGGCUUGGGCAGGAUGCACUGGUGCUGACAAAGUGCACCACCAGCCAGAGUGCCGGCUUCCUCAGCCAGACUUUCUUGAAGGCGACAGGGUGCGAGGAUAUUCUGGUGCCGAUGGCGACCUGGGACUUGGAGGGCAGGCGCCUGGGGGCAGGUCAGGCUGACUUGAAGCAGAGCCUGGACGCCAUCAUGCGCUACUCCAUCUUUCAGGCAUGCUCCUCCCAACUAUAUUGA
This is a messenger RNA of Coccomyxa subellipsoidea C-169, 582 nucleotides long. RefSeq lists its product as hypothetical. NCBI's taxonomy places the organism in Eukaryota, Viridiplantae, Chlorophyta, Trebouxiophyceae, Coccomyxaceae. Gene Ontology annotation, molecular function: ATP hydrolysis activity. The record is from RefSeq and is a predicted model, not a curated record. The coding region runs from base 1 to 582 and encodes 193 amino acids. The transcript is spliced from 5 exons. Gene Ontology annotation, cellular component: nucleus.